This is a messenger RNA of Rhododendron vialii, 1663 nucleotides long. RefSeq lists its product as uncharacterized. The transcript is spliced from 4 exons. The coding region runs from base 217 to 1323 and encodes 368 amino acids. NCBI's taxonomy places the organism in Eukaryota, Viridiplantae, Streptophyta, Magnoliopsida, Ericales, Ericaceae. The record is from RefSeq and is a predicted model, not a curated record.
GCUAUUGGUUGCUAUGCAAAGACCAAUUAAGUUGACUUCCUGCUCUCUCUCUCUCUCUCUCCUCGCUCUGUCUCUCUCCCUCCCGCCCUCCCCCUUCCUCUCUUUCUUUGUUCCUUUCUUCUUUCACUGUUAAAUACAAGGGAUAACAGAAAAGUAAGAUUAGUUGGGAAGUCCGUAUGUGAAUACAUAUAGAUUUUCAUAUAUACCCAGGAAAUCAUGGAAGCCGGUGGCGGUGCGCCUGAGCCCGAAGGCCAUAAGCCGGACAACGUCCAGAAGAGCAACCAAAAUCACCACCACCGCCAUUUCUUCGGGCAGGCUACCCGGGUUGCGAUGUUUCUGGGGGUUGUUUUGGUGAUGCUCGUCGUUCUUUAUCGUUCCGCCUAUCCUUUCGAAGUUUUCCCACGGUGGUCUUCUUCUUCGUUUUUUAACUUCUCCUCCUCUUCGACGGACAAGGGAGAACGGUCCAAGUUGAAUGGUGUUUUAAAGAAGGCAGCCAUGGGAGACAAGACAGUGAUACUAACAACUCUGAAUGAGGCAUGGGCAGCUCCAAAUUCAGUAUUUGAUGUGUUUCUCGAGAGCUUCAAAAUAGGGAAUGGAACCGAAAGGCUUCUGAAUCAUUUGGUGGUGGUAGCGUUGGACCAAAAGGCCUACAACCGUUGCUUGGGCCUGCACCCUCAUUGCUAUUUCCUCAGAACCAGCGGCAAGAACUUCUCUGCUGUGGCAGUCUUCAUGUCUGCCGAGUACUUGGAUAUGAUGUGGAGAAGGAUUCUCUUCCUCCAAUCUGUUCUUGAGUUGGGUUACAACUUUGUUUUCACGGAUACUGACAUAAUGUGGUUUCGCGAUCCAUUUCCACGAUUUUAUCCAGACGCUGAUUUCCAAAUCGCAUGCGACUAUUUUUUUGGAGAUCCUUCACAUAUGAUGAAUAACCCCAACGGGGGUUUUAACUAUGUAAAAUCAAACAACCAUACAAUCAAGUUUUACGAAUUUUGGUACAGCUCAAGAUUGACCUAUCCACAACUUCAUGAUCAAGAUGUGCUUAAUAGGAUUAAAAUGGAUCCAAUCUUGGGCGAGAUUGGAGUCACAAUCAAGUUCUUGGAUACACAAUACUUUGGUGGAUUUUGUCAGCCAAGCCAUGAUUUCAACAAAGUUUGUACAAUGCAUGCCAAUUGUUGUGUUGGUUUGCAUAAAAAAAUCCAUGAUCUUAAGGCUAUGCUUGAGGAUUGGAGGAAAUUCUUGGCCUUGCCAGAUAAUGUAAAGGCAUCACAACCAACAUCUUGGACAGUUCCAGACAAAUGCAGCCUUAAAAAUGAUGAUAUACCUUAGAAGAUUCAACAAGGAAGCAACAAUUUUGGAAGUGUCUGCACUUAUUGAUGGAGUACAAAACACUUACAAUGAACUACAUGGAGUUAGCUCAUUUGGCUAGGACUCUUUUAUUUCACAAGAAGAUUAAGAGAUUGAAUCUCUUCACAUGUGUGAGAGUGUUAUUCCCUUAGAGAAGUUUUUCCUUUCGUUCUUUGUUUCUUUCCUAUGCUGAGCUUAUUUCUUGCAUUGGCUUAUUUGUUGGGUUUGAUUAUCUCGUGAGUUCUCACAAGUGAUGUAAUGUCUCGGAUUUGUACUUUGUAAUUCAUACAUGACCUUGUGCAGAUUUUUUCCUUUUUCCUUC